AUGUCAUCUUCUGGUCGGACAGUUCAACUUGGACUUUGGCGCGAGAUUGUCUCAAAACGUCAUGAUGAGACUCAGCCAGUCAACAAUCAUCUCAACUUUAUUCAAGAUCGUUUUCAAGAACUUGAAUCACAAGGUUUUGUUUGGUCAAAAGAAUCUACGCUGGGUAUCUUUCUUCAACUCGGUCUAUCAGAAGCUGCACACGGCUCUUUCUCAUCGGUGACCAAGAUUCUUGAAUCUCGGGUUCAUGAUCAACGAUCUGGAUUUUCAUCUGAUGAAGUUAAGCAAGUGAUUCAAAGUGAGGAACUCCGACAUAAAUCUCGUCCUUUGGGUCUCAUGGAUCUACCUACUGAGGUUUUUGAGAACAUACUCGAAACACUUGAUUGCAUGGCUAGGCUUGAGGCUAAGAGUAUUCAGUCUAGAAAGCGCAAGCGUAGGGUGAAGGUUUCGAUUCCAGGUGACCAUGAACCAUACUUCACCUACUCGAACCAUCGCUCGCCAAUCUUGAAUAGCUUCCAAGCCUUUUCCCUUACUUCUCGCGGAAUAUAUCAACUAUGUCGACCAUGGUUAUGGAGGAGAUUAGAGUUCCCUACUUCUCUUCCAGGAUCGAUGGAUCUGUGGACCAAAGAUAUCCUCCUCCGACAAGGCACCUGUGUUCGAUCUCUAAAACUCACACUCUCCAUAAACUGCAGUAAAUCUCCCAACGACUUUGAGGAUUAUCCUUCACUGUACGAUAAUCUUACGACUGAUCCAGAAGACGCUUCUCAAAUUGAGUUUCUCUCGCCAAAGAAUAUAAAGUCCUUGAUCAAACGCUGUCCCAACUUGUCUACGCUAGAGAUCCGAUUUGAACAUUAUGACGAUAUAAACGACUUUGAUGGAACAGAGAAUUUUCUCAUCAAUUUGAUUCCACUAUUAUCAAGUCUCAAACACCUUCGGCAUUUUUCAUUAGAGGAUAGAAAUGACGAGCAGAUGUACAUGUAUAGAUUCCCAUCAAAACUUCUUAGUGGUCUACCUUUGCUUGAGUCUCUUACAUUGGAUGGAUCAUAUGGACAUAGCCAAAGGAUUGAUAAAGAUUCUUUUGGAUUCAAACUAUCUAAACUCAAAUUUUUAUCACGAUUGGAUUUAGUGGGAUUUUCAGAUGAUAUAUAUGUAGACUGGUGUCUUUACGAUUGGCCAAGGACAUUAACUGAUCUUUCGAUUUGCUAUUCUAGUUUUUCAUCAUCAAGUUUAGGUCAUCAAACCAUUCACCACAUUGCACCUCACUUGACCAAGCUCAGGCUUGAUUCGAGUGAUCAUGACUCCUGGGAAAAUUUCUCUCUUCCAUUUCUAAAUGACUUGAAGCUUUCCACUAAAAAACCCGACUCACUGGAAAGCUUUCAAGACUGUGUUUCUAUACGACGUCUUCAUUGGUCUUACGGGACAUUAGAACAUUGUCAGACACUGAACAGGAUCCUAUCUCAAUCUCCUUGGCCUCAGCUCACCACACUGGUUGUAGUUCCUUAUUUUUGGGUCCGCUAUGAACCUAACGGUAAACAUCGAGAUAUUGAAGAACAACUAGUUUCCUUGGAGAAGUACUGUCAACAAGCCAAUCUAAACCUUUUUAUACGCCGGCCUGGUAACUGA
Messenger RNA from Melampsora larici-populina 98AG31, 1620 nucleotides. RefSeq lists its product as uncharacterized. The record is from RefSeq and is a predicted model, not a curated record. The transcript is spliced from 2 exons. Bases 1 to 1620 code for a protein of 539 amino acids. Lineage: Eukaryota; Fungi; Basidiomycota; Pucciniomycetes; Pucciniales; Melampsoraceae.